This is a messenger RNA of Porites evermanni, 1179 nucleotides long. Lineage: Eukaryota; Metazoa; Cnidaria; Anthozoa; Scleractinia; Poritidae. The record is from the annotation of a GenBank genome assembly.
AUGAACAACAGCUCUCAGCCACCUACAGAAAGCCAAGACAGCAUCCGUGUCAAUUCUUUAAGCAGGAUUCUACGACCAACAGUCUAUUGUUUAAUUUUUACUCUAGGAUUAGUGGGCAAUACUUUUGUCCUCAUCUCUUUAAAACGAAAGAGAAGAAGAACUGCAAACGACUGGUUUAUUCUGAACUUAACCAUAUCGGAUUUGUUUUUCGUUUGUCUUUCGAGCGAUGUUUACGUGGAUUUGGCGACAUCUCCUUACAACAGUUUUUAUCGCAAGGGCAUGCGCCCUUUGUCUACAGUUUUGUUGUCAACCAGUGUGUUUACCAUGACAGCAAUGGCACUUGAACGUCAUCAAGUAAUAACCAAGCCUCUAAAUCCAAGGAUGAAACAAAGCCGCGCUCGACUUGUGAUUGGUGGGAUCUGGAUAAUAUCGUUGGUUUUGACAUUGCCACUUCCAAUAGUAACAACAGCUGGCGUUUAUGAAUGCACAGAACCUGGAUGGCCUGCCCAUAUUUACAGCAGCAUCUACACAGUUACGCUUCUAGUCAUCCAGUACUUCCUGCCUCUAACAAUUAUCACAGCAGCAUAUAUUGGAAUUAUUCUCUAUCUCAGACUGGAGAAAGCCUCACACCAAUUCCUUAACAGUCUGAACAAUAACGCUUUUAAAGAAGCGAGAAAGCACAACAUGCAAGUAGUAAAAGCAGUUUUGACUGUCGUAAUAUUCUUUGCAGUAUGCAUGAUGCCUAAUCAUCUUGCCUGGUUGUUGCUGGAUCCAGUGAUUGGAAAAACAUCACACCAAGAAAUUGCAAAUCAGUUAUUAAAGUUUUCCCCCAUUACAAUGUAUUUACACAGCUGUGCAAACCCAAUUAUUUAUGGGACUUUUAUGCAGUACUUUCGUCAAGAAUUCAAAACCUCGCUUACGACGUGUAACUUGCGUUGCCGUCAGCUUGGUUGUGUUUGGAGAAGGCGACAUGAUCAUCGCGUAUCUACUUCAGCUCAGAUAAAACCAAAUGAAAACUACAGUUACGGGGACGACAAUGUCUUUUCAACCCAUUCACGCAGGAAUGAAGGAGUGACUGAAAAAAUGGAAAAUAAUGACGAGUUUCCUUCAGUUAUGGAACUGCAUCAAAAUUUAUCUUUGGAACAUGACCCAUCGGAAAUUAAGGAUUCUAGGCUCUAA